GAGCUGGGCGGACGCAGGGUCCACUCAGCGCUGCCCGCCCGUCCCGAGCUGUCACUUGGCCAUCCGCUCCGUCCCGACCUCGCCGCCAGCAUGAUGUGCGGGGCGCCCAGCGCCACGCAGCCGGCCACGGCCGAGACGCAGGACAUCGCCGACCAGGUGAAGUCCCAGCUUGAAGAGAAAGAAAACCAGAAGUUUCCUGUUUUCAAGGCUGUGUCCUACAAGAGCCAGGUGGUGGCAGGAACCAACUACUUCAUCAAGGUCGACGUUGGAGGUGAAAACUUCGUGCACUUGAGGGUGUUCAGGAGCCUCCCUCACGAGAACAAGCCCUUGACCCUGUCUGCCUACCAGACCAACAAGGCCAAGCACGAUGAGCUGACCUAUUUCUAGUCCUCCUUUGUCCCCACGACGGAUCCUGCAGGAUUCUGCUGUCUACGGCAUGUCUUUGGGACCACAGAACGAAUGUCAUCUCUGCGCUGUACCCCCUGUGGCACAGGGCACGGGGGGCAGUAGGAAGCAGCUCCUCCUACGUGGUGGUCUGAUGUCAUUGUAUUAGUAUUUUUCCUGUCUGAUGUAUGAUCUUGGUUAUUUUCAAAGAGAGCCACACAUGGUCUAUCUUUAAAUAUAUUUUAAUGUCUUUAUCAAG
This is a messenger RNA of Sciurus carolinensis (gray squirrel), 643 nucleotides long. It is a transcript of the gene Cstb, whose product is annotated as cystatin B. The record is from RefSeq and is a predicted model, not a curated record. The transcript has 3 exons. NCBI's taxonomy places the organism in Eukaryota, Metazoa, Chordata, Mammalia, Rodentia, Sciuridae. Gene Ontology annotation, molecular function: cysteine-type endopeptidase inhibitor activity. Gene Ontology annotation, cellular component: cytosol. Bases 91 to 387 code for a protein of 98 amino acids.